AUGGAUCACCUCACUUUUAGAUUCACAUCCAUCGGGAAACUUGUGGUAUGGUGCUUCCUUUUGACAAUCCAUAGCUCAGCAGCUCCAGGAAAGCAUGCCUCCCAUGCUCUAGAUGAAGAUCGCCUCUUCAAAAAGCUCUUCAGAGGCUACAAUCGCUGGUCCCGCCCAGUUCGGAACAGCUCUGAUGUGGUGAUCAUCCGCUUUGGGCUCUCCAUUGCCCAACUGAUUGAUGUGGAUGAGAAGAAUCAGAUGAUGACAACCAAUGUCUGGCUGAAACAGGAGUGGAGUGACUACAAGCUCCGCUGGAACCCAACUGAUUAUGGCAACAUCACAUCGAUCCGGGUCCCUUCAGAAAUGAUCUGGAUUCCCGACAUUGUUCUCUACAACAAUGCUGAUGGGGAAUUUAUAGUAACUCACAUGACUAAGGCUCACCUGUUCUUCACUGGUACAGUAAAAUGGGCACCACCAGCAAUCUAUAAGAGCUCCUGUAGCAUUGAUGUGACUUUCUUCCCCUUUGACCAGCAGAACUGCAAGAUGAAGUUUGGCUCCUGGACCUAUGACAAGGCCAAGAUUGACCUUGAGCAGAUGGAACAGAUGGUAGAUCUGAAGGACUACUGGGAGAGUGGGGAGUGGGCCAUCAUCAAUGCUGUGGGUACCUAUAACACUAAGAAAUAUGACUGCUGUGUUGAGAUAUACCCUGACAUCACCUAUUUCUUCAUUAUCCGAAGGUUGCCUCUCUUCUAUACCAUUAACCUCAUCAUCCCUUGUCUCCUCAUCUCUUGCCUCACUGUCCUGGUGUUCUACUUGCCAUCAGACUGUGGUGAGAAGAUCACCCUCUGUAUCUCAGUCUUGCUAUCACUCACUGUCUUCUUGCUACUCAUCACUGAGAUUAUUCCUUCCACUUCCUUAGUCAUUCCACUCAUAGGUGAGUACCUACUCUUCACCAUGAUCUUUGUCACACUGUCUAUUGUCAUCACGGUCUUUGUCCUCAAUGUCCACCACCGCUCUCCAGGAACCCACAAUAUGCCCCAUUGGGUGCGAGUUGCCUUUCUGGGCUGUAUACCCAGAUGGCUUUGGAUGAAUCGGCCCCUUCCUGUCCUAGAGUUCCACGACAGUCCUGGCCAAAAGCUGAGUUCCACUCAUCAUUGGUUGGACACCAAUGUAGAUGAGGAUAAGAAAAGUGAAGAAGAAAACUGGGACUUUUCUGGUCAUUCAUCACCAGUAAUAGAUACUCUCUAUCAUCACUGUGGUGGCCAUCACCAUGAAUCUCCAUGUUUCAAGGCAGGGACUCAAUUGCCAGAGACUGGAUUCCUUCUGCCUCCCAGCAUCCAAAAAGCCCUGGAAGGUGUGCAUUAUAUUGCUGAUCAUCUGAGGACUGAGGAUGCUGAUUUUUCGGUAAAGGAAGACUGGAAGUAUGUUGCCAUGGUGAUUGACCGGAUAUUCCUUUGGAUGUUUAUCAUCAUCUGCUUCCUUGGGACCAUUGGCCUCUUUCUUCCUCCACUUGUAGCUGGCAUGAUCUAA
Gracilinanus agilis (Agile Gracile Mouse Opossum) is the source of this 1521-nucleotide messenger RNA. It is a transcript of the gene CHRNA2, whose product is annotated as cholinergic receptor nicotinic alpha 2 subunit. Gene Ontology annotation, molecular function: acetylcholine-gated monoatomic cation-selective channel activity; transmembrane signaling receptor activity. Lineage: Eukaryota; Metazoa; Chordata; Mammalia; Didelphimorphia; Didelphidae. Gene Ontology annotation, biological process: monoatomic ion transmembrane transport; nervous system process; signal transduction. Gene Ontology annotation, cellular component: postsynaptic membrane; neuron projection; synapse. The record is from RefSeq and is a predicted model, not a curated record. The transcript is spliced from 6 exons. The coding region runs from base 1 to 1521 and encodes 506 amino acids.